Rhodotorula toruloides NP11 is the source of this 1026-nucleotide messenger RNA. Its product is annotated as U3 small nucleolar RNA-associated protein 11. Gene Ontology annotation, cellular component: small-subunit processome; nucleolus. Gene Ontology annotation, biological process: rRNA processing. NCBI's taxonomy places the organism in Eukaryota, Fungi, Basidiomycota, Microbotryomycetes, Sporidiobolales, Sporidiobolaceae. The coding region runs from base 1 to 1026 and encodes 341 amino acids. The record is from RefSeq and is a predicted model, not a curated record. The transcript has 6 exons.
AUGGGCAUCAAAAAACUAAAGCUCAACGAGCAGAAGCGGCAGCACAGGCGCCCCGCCAACAGGAGCAAGCUCGGCCUGCUCGAGAAGCACAAGGACUAUGUGCAGCGCGCGAGGGACUUUCACUCCAAGGAGGACCGCAUCCAGCGGUUGAGGGAGAAGGCCAGCUUGCGAAACAAGGACGAGUUCUACUUUGGCAUGAUCAAGAGCAGUACAAAGAAAGGCGUCCAUGUCCAGUCGAGGGGCAACGAGCCGCUCCCGACCGACCUCGUCACGGCGCUCAAAACCCAGGACGCAACCUACAUCCGCAUGCAGGCGACGAUGGAGCAGGGUCGCGUCCAACGAUUGAAGGAACAACUCGCCGCACUGGUCGAUACCGCGCUUCCCUCGUCGGUGAAGGGCAAAGCGAGCGCGCAGGAUGAGGACGACGAGAUGGACGAUUGGGACUUGUACGACGACGAGCCAGUUGCUUCGACGUCUGCGGCGGGCGUCAAGCGGAAUCAUGUCGUCUUCACGGACAGUUUGGAUGCAGUCCGCUCCGGCACCGUCGAGACACUCCUGCGAAAACGCGCAACACCUACCGCCCUUCCCGCCUCCGCCACUGCCUCCGACGCUUCUUCUACUGCCAAGCGACGGCCCUCUAAGCCCAAGCCCGCUUCUGCCGACGCACACCCAGAAACCGACAUCUCCACCCUCUCCUCCGAACUCCUCGCCUCCGCCACCGCCCACCGCACGCGCCUCGAAUCCGAGCUCGCACAACGGGAAGCCCGUCUCGUGCAGCUCAAACGCGCAGCGCGCGAGUUGGAGCUCCAGCGAUCUUUGAUGGGCAAAGGAGCGAAGGAGGUUGUGCGCGCGAAGGGCGAUCGGAAGGCAGGAGAGGAGGAGUGGUGGUUGCAGGGCGUCAAGGGUGCGAGGAAGGGCAAGGGUGGGGCGAGCGCGGAGCAGGAGGAUGGCAAGUUGCCCAUGGCGGAGGAGGGCGUUGCGACUGGUGCGAGGGUCUGGAAGUGGAAGGCGCAGCGCAAACGGUAG